Messenger RNA from Seminavis robusta, 1011 nucleotides. NCBI's taxonomy places the organism in Eukaryota, Bacillariophyta, Bacillariophyceae, Naviculales, Naviculaceae. The record is from the annotation of a GenBank genome assembly.
AUGUCUACGUCGGCCAGUGCCCUUGUGGGAGAGAGCGGUACUCUCCUCCGAACCUAUCGACUCGCGAACCAUCGGUUCUUGACACUGGCCCAAGGUUCAGUCGUCGAUUUUGCUUCCAAGAAAGGUGCCAUUGUCAAUGCUGCCAACGAAGGUUGCUUGUUUGGUGGAGGAGUUGACGGCGCUAUAACAUCUGCGGGAGGGCCCAAUCUCGCCGAGGAUAGGCGCAAGCUGCCACGCAUAAGUAGCGAUGUCCGCUGUCACACAGGCGACGCCAAAGUCACUGGCCCUGGAGACUAUGGAGAUCUGCGUGUACCCUUUGUCAUUCACGCGGUUGGCCCCAACUAUUGGAUGUAUGACGAGGACGGAGAUGUACAAACGCCGCAUCGACUGCUCUACUCUGCCUACAAAUCAGCUCUGGAUUGCACGGUUGAUCAACCCAUAAAAGAGGUGGCAUUUGCAUUGCUGUCUGCGGGGGUCUUUCGCGGGGGUCAAAGUUUGGGUAGAGUUCUCGCCAUUGGAGUUUCAGCCAUUCGAGACUGGGCCGAAGACAAUUCCAACUCCAGCGUGACUGAUAUAGUCCUCUAUGCCUUUACAAAUCGAGAGGCAAAGACUCUCUUGCAUGUUUGUCAUCGUAUUUUACUGGACAACGGGGGGCACUCUGCUAGCGGUGACUCCGCUGCAACUGUGGACACCAGUGAAAAAGAAGAAGAUGCAGACGCUUCCACUAAAGGUGCUGCCGACAAAGAGGCAUCGGCAGAGGUUCCUCAGGAAGACGACGACAAAAUGCAAGCCAGUGCGUCCAUGGAUGACGAAACUGGUGACUCCAAAGCGAAAGAACCGGCGGGAGCUGGGGAAGAAGUAGAAGCUACGCAAGAAGGAGAAUGUCCCGAUGAAACCAUGAUGAAUGACGACAAGGAGGAAGCAAAGCAGAGUUCCACAACAGAAGGAGCAACCCCAGACACAGGCAAGUCUGACGACGCUGCUGCAAAUGACGACGAGAAGAAUUCAUAG